Molecule: messenger RNA, 798 nt
Organism: Adineta ricciae
Lineage: Eukaryota; Metazoa; Rotifera; Eurotatoria; Adinetida; Adinetidae
Source: the annotation of a GenBank genome assembly
CUGAAGGAACCCAAGGUACAACAGGUACUGGGGCAACUCAAGGUACAACAGGCACCGGAGCCACUCAAGGUACUACAGGUACUGGAGCAACACAAGUAACAACAGGUACUGGAGCUACUGAGGGAACACCAGGAACAGGUGCAAGCACACAAACACCGGGAACUGCUGCCACACAAGGAACACCGGGCACUGCACCAACCAGCGGAACUGGUGCAACUGAAGGAACCCAAGGCACAACAGGUACUGGAGCAACUCAAGGUACAACAGGAACCGGAGCUACGCAAGGUACUACAGGUACUGGAGCAACACAAGGAACAACAGGUACUGGAACUACUGAAGGAACACCAGGAACAGGUGCAAGCACACAAACACCAGGAACUGCUGCCACACAAGGAACACCAGGCACUGCACCAACGAGCGGAACUGGUGCAACUGAAGGAACCCAAGGUACAACAGGUACUGGGGCAACUCAAGGUACAACAGGCACCGGAGCCACUCAAGGUACUACAGGUACUGGAGCAACACAAGUAACAACAGGUACUGGAGCUACUGAAGGAACACCAGGAACAGGUGCAAGCACACAAACACCAGGAACUGCUGCCACACAAGGAACACCGGGCACUGCACCAACCAGUGGUACAAGCGCGGUUACAACUACUGUCAUCUGUCCAUUGAGUGAAGGUAUGGGCAAUCCACAAUAUAUCAACAACGCUACAUUCCAAGGUGCAAACAACAAUCCUAACGUCCAGGAUCUCAAUCCAGGCACACAAGGUGUUGACUUCAACGAGCCAGACUCGU